CACAGCCGGAAGACAGAAAUGGCAGCUCACAGGUGCAGCAACUCCGCUGCGCUGCUCAUUCUUUGUAGUUUGUCGGUGUUUAUUGUCGUAGACAGUCAAGAAACGAGCCUAAACGAUGGUCACCCUGCCACUCCUGUCGAUAAUCCACAAACAGCCACAGAAACAGCGGCACACAGAGCCGAGCAGCCCGCGGUGGAGGAGCCGACUCCGGGUGAUGCUGCUCCCCACAAACAGGACGCUUCUGCCGCUGAAACCGGGGAGCCCUCAUCGGUACCGCGGCCCAAAGACGACUUUCAGGAGGAAUUGGUCAUCAGACCUCUGCACUCAGGAGAUAUCUAUGCCAGCUUCCAGUUCCGCACCGUGUGGGAAACUGAUUUCAUGAGAGGAAAUAAAGUGUCCCACUACCGGCUAUUUCCAAAGUCUCUGGGCCAGGUCAUCUCCAAGUUCUCGGUGCGAGAGCUGCAUAUUUCCUUCACGCAGGGCUACUGGAGGACCAUGCAGUGGGGGCAGCCCUUUCAGCCGUCCCCUCCUGGGGCUGAACUCUGGGUCUGGUUCCAGGACUCUGUGACAGAUGUGGAUGGCACGUGGAAGGAGCUGACCAAUGUGUUGUCGGGGAUCUUCUGCGCUUCACUGAACUUCAUUGACUCCACCAACACAGUUCAGCCCAGUGCGUCCUUCAAGCCGCUGGGUAUAGGCAACGAGACGGACCACCGCUUCCUUCGCUAUGCCACCCUCCCACGAGAGAUUGUUUGCACUGAGAAUUUGACACCCUGGAAGAAGCUCUUGCCAUGUGGAUCCAAGGCUGGUCUCGCUGUCCUGUUGAAGUCAGAGAAACUCUUCCACAGCAGUUUUCACUCCCAGGCAGUGCACAUCAGACCCGUGUGUCAUGACUGGCAAUGCAAAACUACAUCCUGGGAGCUGAGGCAAACGCUGAAUGUGGUCUUUGACCUGCACAACUCUGCACAGGGCAAACGAGAGUGGUCUCUGUUUAAGAUGUUUUCCCGGACCCUGACAGAAGCUUGUCCACUGGCCUCCUCCAGUAAAAUCUACAUCGACAUCACAGACAACCCUCAGGGCGAGCAGUUUGAGGUGAGCCCGGACACUCCCUUGCUGAGCCAGGCAGUGGUCCUGGGGGACAGACGGACCUUCUCUGUCUACGAUCUGACCCAACAAAUCACCUUUGGCACUGUGCGCUCCCUCAACCUGCUGAUCCGCUGGAAAUCCAGUGAGGGUGACAUGCUGCGUCCUCUGCUCCACGCUGAGCGUUAUGUGGCUGGUUACGGGCUGCAGACAGGAGAGAUUCACACGCUGAUGUACAACAACCAUCCCUACAGGUCUUUCCCCGUCCUGCUGUUGGACUCAGUGCCUUGGUAUCUUCGUCUCUACAUCCACACCCUCACUGUCACCAGCAAAGGAAAGGACAACAAGCCCAGCUACAUCCACUACCAACCGUCUAAGGAUCGUGUGAGGCCCCACCUGCUGGAGAUGCUGGUCCAGCUUCCUCCCAACUCUGUCACCGAGGUUACCGUGCAGUUUGAGAGGGCUCUCCUCAAGUGGACUGAAUAUACCCCUGAUCCCAACCACGGCUUCUACGUUGGGUCUUCAGUAAUCAGCUCUCUUGUACCAAGCAUUGUCGCCAUGGAUACGAACAGCACUCGGGAACGUCCACUUUUUAGCAGCUUUUUUCCCUGUAAAGAGGAGUCCAGCUACUUUGUGCGCGUCUACACAGAGCCUCUGCUGGUCAACCUGCCGACUCCGGACUUCAGCAUGCCUUAUAAUGUCAUCUGCCUGACCUGCACCGUUGUGGCCGUGGGCUAUGGCUCCCUCUACAACCUACUGACCCGGAGUUUCCAGAUAGAAGAGCCCAGCCCGGGAUUGGCCAAGCGGAUAGCCAACAUCAUUCGCAAGAUGCGGGGCGUGCCGCCACUCUGAGGCUGAGCAUGCAUGCCAACUUGCUCUGCUUUUAGAAAGGAAGUUUUCCUUUUGGUUAAACCACUGGUAAACAUGUGAUAUUCAGGGAUAAACUGAGUCGAGCACUGAUAUGAAUGUUUUUAACUUGAAGGUUUUGUAUUUUGGUUUGUAUUCAGGAUCAUUUCCUGCUGGUGAAGGACAAUGUAAGAAAAUGUUGACAUUUGUCUUCUUGGAUGGGAAGUGAGAGCUUUGUUAUUAUUUAACAAGCAGAAGGAGCCAAAGCUGUGCAGUAUGCUGCAAUGGCAACUGGUUCCAUUGUUUUUGUUUUGUGAAUGUUUGAAUCCAUAACUUCACUACAUCAUAAUAUAGCCAGAAUGUCUGAGGCUUUUUGGUAACGUGAGGAAAUUAUGAUAGAAUUAUGUUUCCACAAAUAUGAGACUAUUGAGAGCUCAGAUAGAGAGAGGACAAUUUAUUCAGUCAGAAUGUUACAUUUUCUCAAACCUCAGUUAUGACAGGAUAUCAAAUACUGAGUACAACUACAAAUUGACACAGCGUGUGUCAACAGACAACAAAUCUAAUAACUAUGGAAAAUUCAGUUCCUGAUUCAUUUGUAUUAUCUAACACAUGUUUUAUAGUUAGUUAUAUAGUCAUUUUAAUAUAUAAGAGAAGAGCCUAUGCCUACAAAAAUACUACCAAAACCAUAAUUUUUUACAUUUUGUUUUUGGGGGUGGACAUAAGCAUAACAUUACUUGUCUGGAACUACUGGUUCUAUAUGAAAGAAACCUCCCUCUUACCAAACCUUUAUUUUGCACUCAUUGGUUGUUGGAUGCAUGCUUGAAUGUUAAGCGCAACUUUUCGGGUUGUUGACUCUUUCACUCAUCAGUGUCUUAUAGCAAAUAGAAAUCUGUCAUUGUGGAAAUGACCUUUCCCUACCCUGAAAUACUACCCUGCAAGAGCUUAACAACCUGUGUUAUGUUAAUCUGCCCAGAAGUCCAUUCUGUUUCACUUGCUGUGUGCAGAAUGUGAAUGUUUGAAGCGGUACUCUUUGUGUGAGUUGCAAAACUUUUCUUUAUUGCCUUUUCAAUAAACUGAU
Molecule: messenger RNA, 3004 nt
Organism: Morone saxatilis (striped sea-bass)
Lineage: Eukaryota; Metazoa; Chordata; Actinopteri; Moronidae
Gene: pigt
Product: phosphatidylinositol glycan anchor biosynthesis, class T
Exons: 11
Coding region: 19-1932 (637 amino acids)
Biological process (GO): attachment of GPI anchor to protein
Cellular component (GO): GPI-anchor transamidase complex
Source: RefSeq, a predicted model, not a curated record